AGAACCAGCGAGCAAGCCAGCGAGCAGGAGCCGGAGCCCCAUGCCCUUAGCUCCACUCCAAUUCUCUCCCUGCUGGAGCUGGGCGCGCCAGGUAGGGUGAGCCUGUGGUGCCGCGGCUGCUGCCGACCUUUUUAGCCCUGACCCCACAUCCUGGCAUCCCCGGGUCCUCGAGUUCUGGGGCACCCAGGCCGGAGCGUCCAGACAUCGCUCUCUGGGAGCUGCGGGAAGCGGGAAGACAGCCCCCCGCGUCCCGCCUUUCUUCCCCAGAAAACGCACGCCCUGCAUCCCACUCCUCGAUUUCUCCUGUUCCAAUGUCCUCUGAUUCUUCUUUCUGUCUGUGCCUCCGUCUUUGUCUCAGCCUUUUGGACUCUCUGGCCUCCUGGCUCCCCGACUCCAGGGUUCUAUCCCCUUCCUGCCUGUGUGUUUCCCUUUGAGCCUCCCCUGUUGCUCAACCCUUAUUUGCGUUCCUUCCCAUCAGUGUUGGUCUUCAUCCCGGCUUCUCUCCUUUCCCGGUUGAAUUGAUUCUUUCCGAUUCGCAUGGGAUCCCAGUCCCCCUGGCCUGGUACCAGUGGAAGAUUAGCUCUGAAGAAAUGAGGCACAAGUGAGGAGCUGCAGUCUCUGUAGCCAAGACAUGAGGUCCUUAAACUAAUUGCUGUGUGCUUCAUCCUCAGUUUCCUUUCCUGUUCUGAGAAAAGAUAUAUGCCACUCUUCCAGCCUUUUAAAGCAAGCAUGAUUUUAAGAGCCUGUGUGGGAUGGGUGUUUGGGAAGGCUACUGGGGUACAGAUGAUAUGAGAGUGGAAGACAGAGGAAGGGGUCUUUAAAGGCUAGCCUCAGGGUGGACAGGCCCCUAGAUCUGAGAAUGGGGAGGCCUGGAAAUGGUGACUUUCUCUGCUGGGUUUGAAGUGAAGAGAAAACAGAGGCAAAAAAGUCUCAAACAGAGAGCUAGGGAGUCCAGAACUGAUAACACUGGAGAUUCUGAUCAGUUGAAUUGUCCCCCAACCUAUGACACAAAUGUACUUUCAUAUGUACUUGUCCUGCUCAUUUAGGACCUAUGGUCACUUUGAUGCCUUCCCUGGGGAGUCUCUCUACCUGGCCAUCUCAUUCAGGGCCUAUGGUCUCCAUUCCUUUCUCAGUCAGGUAACUGUAGAAAUGACCUUUUAAGAACCAGAGGCUAGCACCCUUGGGUGUUCAUCUGGACUCCAUUCUCACUAGGAUUGGAGAUUAUCACUUACUCUUUCCUGGUGGGUCUUCAGAAGCAGUCUCUGAAAAUCUGAGCCUCAGGAUGGGGAAUGGCUCCCUGAGUUUGUAACUUUGGCAUGGCCUCUACUGCAAAGGUAUUGACCUUGUGUAGAGUCUUGGACACCCUUUAAUUUAUAGAGGACUUGGCAUUGGUUGGGUUCUUCUGUCCUCUGCCUGGGCCUCCACUCCCUGUCUCUUUUCUCCUUCUGCUUGAUAGGGGUACAAGGCCCAUAUUCAGCCUAAAUCAGAGCAAGGUUGAGUGAGAGACUCAGGGAGGUAUCCCAGGAGCUUCUCAGACUAAUUAGUUACACCACCCUCUUCCCUGAGUUCCUGGGAACAAAUGUGAGGAAGAGCAGAGUCAGAAGGGGAAAAGGGGAAAAAAGAGGGAAUCACUUUCAGGUUCUGCUUUUCCCUUUCUGUUUGUCUGUCUCUCUAUUUCUCUGCAGGAGCUGGGUCCCUUCUCAUCUCUCUUCCUGUCUGUCCUUUCCUGGUCCCUUUUUCCUCCUCCCUUUGCCUUUGCUGCUUCUACCCUCAUCCCCUGGAGACCGGGUCUGCUGGACCUAUCCAUCCCCUUUGGAACCAUGGGAUCACUGCUUGGGCUCCUGGCACUGCUGCUGCUGUGUGGUACUGUGGCUGAGGGCCCAGCCAAGAAGGUGCUGACCCUGGAGGGGGACCUGGUGCUGGGUGGGCUGUUCCCAGUGCACCAGAAGGGUGGCCCAGCAGAGGAGUGUGGUCCUGUCAAUGAGCAUCGUGGCAUCCAGCGCCUGGAGGCCAUGCUUUUCGCGCUGGACCGUAUCAACCGUGACCCCCACCUGCUGCCUGGGGUGCGUCUGGGUGCACACAUCCUCGACAGCUGUUCAAAGGACACGCAUGCCCUGGAGCAGGCACUGGACUUCGUGCGUGCCUCACUCAGCCGAGGUUCUGAUGGUUCCCGCCAUAUCUGCCCUGAUGGCUCUUAUGCUACCCAUGGUGAUGCUCCCACUGCCAUUACUGGUGUCAUUGGCGGUUCCUACAGUGACGUUUCCAUCCAGGUGGCCAACCUUCUGCGGCUAUUUCAAAUCCCACAGAUCAGCUAUGCCUCCACCAGCGCCAAGCUGAGUGACAAGUCCCGUUAUGACUACUUUGCCCGCACAGUUCCCCCUGAUUUUUUCCAAGCCAAGGCCAUGGCUGAAAUUCUCCGCUUCUUCAACUGGACCUAUGUGUCCACUGUGGCAUCCGAGGGUGACUAUGGUGAGACAGGCAUUGAGGCCUUUGAGCUAGAGGCUCGUGCUCGCAACAUCUGUGUGGCCACCUCAGAGAAGGUGGGCCGUGCCAUGAGCCGUGCAGCUUUUGAGGGUGUGGUGCGAGCACUGCUGCAGAAGCCCAGUGCCCGUGUGGCUGUCCUGUUCACCCGUUCAGAGGAUGCCCGAGAGCUGCUUGCUGCCACCCAGCGCCUCAAUGCUAGCUUCACCUGGGUAGCCAGUGAUGGCUGGGGGGCCCUGGAGAGUGUGGUGGCAGGCAGUGAGGGGGCUGCUGAGGGUGCCAUCACCAUCGAGCUGGCCUCCUACCCUAUCAGUGACUUUGCCUCCUACUUCCAGAGCCUGGACCCCUGGAACAACAGCCGGAACCCCUGGUUCCGUGAGUUCUGGGAGCAGAGGUUCCACUGCAGCCUCCGGCAGCGAGAUUGUGCAGCCCACUCUCUGCGGGCUGUGCCCUUUGAGCAGGAGUCCAAGAUCAUGUUUGUGGUCAAUGCAGUGUAUGCCAUGGCCCACGCACUGCACAACAUGCACCGUGCCCUCUGCCCUAAUACCACCCACCUCUGUGAUGCAAUGCGGCCUGUCAAUGGGCGCCGUCUCUACAAGGACUUCGUACUCAAUGUCAAGUUCGAUGCCCCCUUCCGCCCAGCUGACACUCACAAUGAGGUCCGCUUCGACCGAUUUGGUGAUGGUAUUGGCCGCUACAACAUCUUCACCUAUCUGCGGGCAGGCAAUGGCCGCUAUCGUUACCAGAAGGUGGGCUACUGGGCAGAAGGCCUGACUCUGGACACUAGCCUCAUCCCAUGGGCCUCGCCUUCCACUGGACCCCUGCCUGCCUCUCGUUGCAGUGAGCCGUGCCUUCAGAAUGAGGUGAAGAGCAUGCAGCCGGGUGAAGUCUGCUGCUGGCUCUGUAUUCCCUGCCAGCCCUAUGAGUACCGGUUGGAUGAGUUCACCUGCGCCGACUGCGGUCUGGGCUACUGGCCGAAUGCCAGCCUGACUGGCUGCUUUGAGCUGCCCCAGGAGUACAUCCACUGGGGUGAUGCUUGGGCAGUGGGACCUGUCACCAUUGCCUGCCUCGGUGCCCUGGCCACCCUCUUUGUGCUGGGUGUCUUUGUGCGGCACAAUGCCACUCCUGUGGUCAAGGCCUCGGGUCGGGAGCUCUGCUACAUCCUGUUGGGUGGUGUUUUCCUCUGCUACUGCAUGACCUUCAUCUUCAUUGCCAAGCCAUCCACAGCUGUGUGCACCUUACGGCGCCUUGGUUUGGGCACUGCCUUCUCUGUCUGCUACUCAGCCCUGCUCACCAAGACUAACCGCAUUGCACGCAUCUUCGGUGGGGCCCGGGAGGGGGCCCAGCGACCACGCUUUAUCAGUCCUGCCUCACAGGUCGCCAUCUGCCUGGCACUUAUCUCAGGCCAGCUGCUCGUUGUGGCUGCCUGGCUGGUGGUGGAAGCACCAGGCACAGGCAAAGAGACAGCCCCUGAACGGAGGGAGGUGGUGACACUGCGCUGUAACCACCGUGAUGCAAGCAUGCUGGGCUCUCUGGCGUACAACGUGCUCCUCAUAGCGCUCUGCACGCUCUAUGCCUUCAAGACCCGCAAGUGCCCUGAAAAUUUCAAUGAAGCAAAGUUCAUUGGCUUCACUAUGUACACCACGUGCAUCAUCUGGCUGGCAUUCCUGCCCAUCUUCUAUGUCACCUCCAGUGACUAUCGGGUACAGACUACUACCAUGUGCGUGUCGGUCAGCCUCAGUGGCUCUGUGGUGCUUGGCUGCCUCUUCGCACCCAAGCUACACAUCAUCCUCUUCCAGCCGCAGAAAAAUGUGGUUAGUCAUCGGGCACCCACCAGCCGCUUCGGCAGUGCUGCCACCAGGGCCAGCUCCAGCCCUGGCCAAGGGUCUGGCUCACAGUUUGUCCCUACUGUUUGCAAUGGCCGUGAGGUGGUGGACUCAACAACGUCAUCGCUUUGAAGACCCUACACUCCUACUCAGAUAUGGCUGAUACCUGGAACCCAGUGCAGAUCAUGUCCUUGACCAGGAGGAAAUUGGCUGGAGCAGCACAAUAAUACCCAUCCCAUGUCCACCCCCAAAGUAACUUACCCACCUGCUUGUCCCAACCCUUCAGAUUCAGAAGUCAGCGUUCUUGACCAGGGGGCCUUUGCAAUGACCACCACAGCCACCUUGUAGCUGUGUCCUCUGCUUGCCAGGUCCAGGGCUCAGACGGGAGAGAGCCAGGAUUUAUUGUGCCCUGGCAUAGGGGUUGACUGAGGAUUGUAGAUCCCAAUCCCCAAUCAGCAAAGGUGCUUCCAGCCCAGCUCCUCUUCCCUCCUAGGGCCUUUUUAAUUUUUUAUAUGUUACUCUGGGAUGGGCAGGGUGGUUGUUUUGGGAGUUUUCCCUCUCUCUGAACGGUAGUUUGUCCUGUGGUUUAUUUUGUAUUAUCUGUAAAUAAAGUGUCUUUAUUUAAAAAAAAAAGAAGAAGAAUCACUC
Messenger RNA from Sciurus carolinensis (gray squirrel), 4955 nucleotides. It is a transcript of the gene Grm2, whose product is annotated as glutamate metabotropic receptor 2. Gene Ontology annotation, molecular function: group II metabotropic glutamate receptor activity. The record is from RefSeq and is a predicted model, not a curated record. Lineage: Eukaryota; Metazoa; Chordata; Mammalia; Rodentia; Sciuridae. The transcript is spliced from 5 exons. The coding region runs from base 1821 to 4439 and encodes 872 amino acids. Gene Ontology annotation, cellular component: membrane. Gene Ontology annotation, biological process: G protein-coupled glutamate receptor signaling pathway; regulation of synaptic transmission, glutamatergic.